AUGUUUCCUUUGGCCAGAAGUGUGCUAAGUCGUCUGCAAUUUCAAAGCAUUCAGCAAGCAAUGGCAAGGCAGAGCCACCAGAAACGUGCACCUGAUUUUCAUGACAAAUGUAAUAAUGUAUGGGCUGGUGGAGCCACGUUCUGUAUUGUUGCAUGGACAUAUACAGCAACACAGAUUGGAAUGGAAUGGAACCUGUCCCCUGUUGGCAGAGUCACCCCAAAGGAGUGCAGAGAUCAGUAAUCAUCCCAGCUGGUGUAAUAAUGAAUUGAUUCAAACCAACUCAUAAAUGAUGCCAAGAAAAAGCACUGUAACAGUUAA
This is a messenger RNA of Ochotona curzoniae (black-lipped pika), 318 nucleotides long. Its product is annotated as cytochrome c oxidase subunit 7B, mitochondrial-like. Lineage: Eukaryota; Metazoa; Chordata; Mammalia; Lagomorpha; Ochotonidae. Bases 1 to 240 code for a protein of 79 amino acids. The transcript has a single exon. The record is from RefSeq and is a predicted model, not a curated record. Gene Ontology annotation, biological process: mitochondrial electron transport, cytochrome c to oxygen.